AUGGCAGACGAUUUAUCUGUAUUGCUGUCAUGGUUUGCAAAUAUUUCAAACUAUUACUCCAUCAUUAUAGUUCUGCUGUGUUUCUGUGGAAUGGUCAUAUUUAUUUUCAGAUUAAAUGCUGAACACAUCUUUUCAUCAAGAAUCAUUGCAUUUAACAGUCCUCCUAUAAAAAAUGAAAUGAUGUAUAUAAAAAAUCCUUUUUAUUGUGAGUUGGGAAAGAAAAAUACAUCUGUUAAAGAUGGUAUAUAUCUAAAAGUCAGUUAUACGCAACCUGUUGUUAUGUAUUUCAUUUGGGGAGCUCCAAUUGAUGACGUUUUUAAAGCUUUUCUCAGAAGUACAGCAAUUGUAAAGGAAGAAUUGGAAGAUUCAAUGUAUUUAAAUAAUCAUAGUCUUCAUGUUAAAAAAAUUGAUGGGUUUGCCAACUGUUCUGAAGAAAUUUACUUAAAUUGUCCGUCCAGUUUAGAGACAUGUGAUUUUGGACAUCCAUCAAGGAAACUCUACCCUUUGGUACUGUUAAUGUACAAUAAAGAGUAUAUUGAAGAAAAAGAACAUGAAAAUAAAGUGAAAAUUUUAAUGACAAUAUUCCAUGUUGAAGAUGAAAAUGCUGUUUAUAAAUCCUAUAUAAUAGGUCAAUAUAUCAAAUUAAAUCAAGGUCAAGUUUUUAACUUACAGUCAAUAUUUGUAUCUACCAGUACUGACAAUGAUAAUAACAGUAAUAAUGCUGAUGAAGAUAUGUGUGUAGUAUGUCAAGUAUUUGUGAUAUCUCAUGUUAUUUUACCAUGUAGACAUGCUUGUGUUUGUUAUCAAUGUUUUAAUAAACUAACUACAUGUCCAAUGUGUCGUACCGAUAUAGAUAGUUAUUUUACAUUGAAUGGUUUUCAUAUUACACCUGAAGUAGUUGAAAACAUCCCAGAUUCUCACCCAGUGAAUUCUCUGACAAGAUGGGAGAUGUGGAACAAUAGACUAAAUGAAUUUCUAGGCUAUAGAUAA
Lottia gigantea (owl limpet) is the source of this 990-nucleotide messenger RNA. RefSeq lists its product as hypothetical. NCBI's taxonomy places the organism in Eukaryota, Metazoa, Mollusca, Gastropoda, Lottiidae. The transcript has 6 exons. Bases 1 to 990 code for a protein of 329 amino acids. Gene Ontology annotation, biological process: negative regulation of cell growth. The record is from RefSeq and is a predicted model, not a curated record.